UUUUGUUGUCAUCUAUUAAUAGUGACGUAAUCUAACGUAAUAAACUAUGUGUUGCAGCGUAUCUCUUAGAUAUAUAAAAAAUAUGAUAUUUGCGACCAUUUUGCGACAUUAAUAUUUGUACAACUUUAUGAUAGAAAUUUGUUGAUUAUUGCGAUGUUGUAGCGAAGUAACCGACACAUCAGAAGGUCCGAAUUUUCAACGGCUGUCUUCUGUUUAUUCAAACUUGGACUUGGAAGCACAAAAAAAUUUGUUAAUAUAGAAAGAUUUAACUAAUUGAAAUUGAUUAAUACGAGAAAUAAAAUAGAACGUAUUGAAAUGCCGGUUGUAUAGCGAGUAUACUAUGAAAAAAAGAAAAUUAUUCAACUAAUCAAGCAUUGGCUACAUAUGUACAUAUAUGCGUUUUUGCAAUAAAAAUUUAUUGUGUAUAAAAGAUAGUACACAAGAAUAGGAGCGUUACAAGUAUGUUCUGAUUGUGAAGAGAGAAUCUCGAAUCACUAGCGUGAGCGACAUUUAAUUGACAAUCGAACAUAAAGUAAAGGCACUUGCUAAAUGUUCGAAUAUAAUUGGCGACUUGCGAUCGCAAUUUCGAUAAUCGGGACUGUAAGAAAAUUUUUUCCGUUGUCGGAUGAUGUCGUGAUGUGAGUUGGAGCCGCCCACUUUUAUCAAACGUUACUAAACCAAAUUGUCAGCGUCAUGUGGAAAUUAUUACAUCACAUUGAGAAGUAAUCCAAUGAUACAGUCAUUAGCACGGCCAUGUAUGAGUCUGCAUAUCCGCGUACGCUAUCACACACAGCGACUCUUAUUUAUCACAGUGUAUAUAAAUGCGAUGAUUGCCAUAUCACUGCGGCAGUUUUCAUUCACAUUUAGCGCGGGGUUUUCAUAUUGAUAUUCAACGUUGAACGAGAAUCGCACAAUUUCGUCAUCAUAUUCGUCAUCGACUUGAAGUUCUGUCGUAAUAAGGUCUUAUUCCGUCGCGAUGGUGGAUUCCGUAUUUCGUACCCGUUCUCUCGGUACACCAGCCGAAGGUGUCAAGGAUCAGUAUGCGGAUGGUAAAGCGGCAAAAGUCUGGGAGAUAUUUAUCGGUGAUACAAAACAACGUACACAAAACUAUCGGGAUUUCUUAGUGGGCCUAUUGCGGCAAAAAGGAUGUCAUCGAAUAUUGGAUGUCGCCUGUGGUACCGGCAUCGAUUCCGUAAUGCUGCUGGAAGAGGGUUUCCAAGUCGUCAGCGUCGAUGCGUCUGACAAAAUGCUCAAAUAUGCACUAAAAUCCAGAUGGGAGCGUAGAAAGGAGCCUGCCUUCGAUAAUUGGGUGAUCGAAGAAGCAAAUUGGUUAACUUUACCCAGCGAUAUUAGCCACCUUAUUGGAGAAGGUUUCGAUGCUGUUAUAUGUUUGGGAAACAGCUUUGCCCACAUGCCUGAUUCUUACGAUGAUCAGAGAGAGCAGAGACAAGCCUUGGCGAAUUUUGAACGUUGUGUAAAACCGGGAGGCUUACUGCUCAUCGAUCACAGAAAUUACGAUUAUAUAAUGCGAACUGGUCAAACUCCUUCAAAAUGCAUAUAUUAUAAUAGCGAGCAUACGUCGGAUAUCAAGACGUCGGUGCUCUACGUUGGCGGAAAACCGAAAAUUGUUACUAUGGAUUACAUGAUCGCUCUGGAUGAAAACAACAAAGACAAUCCUGAAUAUAUCAGCGAAUUCAGAUUGUCGUAUUAUCCUCACAGAUUGACAGUUUUCCGUGAUAUGUUGACCGAAGCAUUUAGCCACGGAGCGAAACACACCAUUUACGGAGACUUCAAACCGCUCAAUCAUAUCGAGGAUCCCGGCUUUUACAUCCACGUACUGGAGAAGCAAUAUUAAAAUAGUACAUCAUAAACAGUCAUACAUAAAUAGCCAAGUAAUUACGUGACAUUAGUUUUUAAAUCAAUUGUGUCGUCAAUUCUUCGGAAUAAACACCAGAAUGACAAUCAAUGUAAAAUAUAUUGAAUCAAUUUGUCUACGCUAAAAAACGAAAUAUGUGUUUGCAAAUUUUUUAUUUAACGUAAGAACUAAUUAGAAUUAAUCAGGGAUGGCAAAUCGUUACUUCUUUGCUACUUUUAUUUUUUUAUAAUAACGACGUUAAAAUUUUUUAUUAUGGUAAUAACGCUAGAGUUGGAAAACAAUCAUUUUUAACAAACCACUUGUUGUCAUUGUGCAAUAUUCAUUGAAAAAAGUAACUCGUUAGUUAACUCAUUACGUAACGAAGAAAAGUAACGCAAAAAGUCACGCGUUACUUUGGCUCGUUACGUAACAAGCUAACAUACAAGUUAGUAUUUUUCAAUGAACGAGCUAAUUGUCAAAAGUGAUUAUACCAACCCUGGCCUUACUAUUAUUAUUUUAGAAAUUUCAACAUUAUUACCAAACUAUAAAAAAGUAACGAUCGUAAAACGAGUAACGGCGUUAUUUAGUGCAACUCGUUACUUGCCAUCCCUGGAAUGAAUUAUGUAGUGACUAUUGUUGCGAAACAUAAUAUAAAAAUGUAUAUGUAUAUUAAGAAAUAUAUUUUGCACUUAUAAUUUA
This is a messenger RNA of Solenopsis invicta (red fire ant), 2554 nucleotides long. It is a transcript of the gene Gnmt, whose product is annotated as glycine N-methyltransferase. Bases 977 to 1855 code for a protein of 292 amino acids. The record is from RefSeq and is a predicted model, not a curated record. Gene Ontology annotation, biological process: S-adenosylmethionine metabolic process; one-carbon metabolic process; regulation of gluconeogenesis. Lineage: Eukaryota; Metazoa; Arthropoda; Insecta; Hymenoptera; Formicidae. Gene Ontology annotation, cellular component: cytosol. The transcript has 5 exons. Gene Ontology annotation, molecular function: S-adenosyl-L-methionine binding; glycine binding; identical protein binding.